AUGGAUGACGAAAAGAAGGGAGAAAACGCUCCGAACCUUCAUGACUCUAGCUCUUCGCUGAACGACCGAGGCCAGAUUUCUGCCAUUCAGCUUUCCGAAUAUGGAGUUCAUAGAGGGUUGCAGUCGCAUCACAUCCAAUUACUGGCAAUUUCUGGGGUCAUUGGAACAGGUCUUUUCGUUGGCACAUCGGGCGUGCUUAGCAGUGCUGGACCCGCUGGCCUUCUUAUCGGAUACUCCAUUUGGUGCAUUUUUCUUCUUUGCGUUGCUCACACCAUGGGAGAAAUGUCGGCAUUUUUACCUGUCCCAGGCUCAUUCGUCACACGAGUUGUUUUCGUUCUCAACUGCCUUGCGGUCAAGUACUUUGGUGAGGUAGAGUUCUAUGCUUCAAUCUUCAAGAUCUUCCUGAUCUUUGGUUUUUUGCUGUUCACCUUCGUCGUUGUCCUCGGCGGCAAUCCCAAACACGACCGCAUCGGCUUCAGAUACUGGAGAGACCCUGGGGCUUUCAACGAGACAUACACAAAGGGAACCACAGGCCGAUUCUUAUCCAUCUGGGGGAUCUUCAACACGGCGGCCUUUGCCAUCGGCGGCCCUGACUUCAUUGCCAACUGCGCAUCGGAGGCCGUCAACCCGCGCCGCAAUAUCCCCAAAGCUGUCAGGCGCGUUAUCUAUCGGUUGAUCUUCUUCUUUGUUCUCUCAGUCUUCGUAGUUGGGCUGCUGGUACCGUACAAUGAUCCCACCAUGCUCACGGCCAUCGCAAGUGGCAAUGGAGUUGCCAAAUCGCCUUUCAUCAUUGCAAUGAACAGACUUGAAAUGUCCUUCCUUCCUGAUCUUUGCAAUGCAGUUGUCAUCACAUCUGCUUGGAGUUGUACAAACUGUCUCCUUUUCCAGGCUUCACGAACCGUAUUUGGUCUCGCCAAACAUGGAAGAGCACCCAAAAUCUUUGCCAAAACAACAAAGACAGGAGUUCCCAUUCCGGCAUUGGUCCUGUCUACCGCCGUUGCUUCUCUUGCCUUCAUGACUUGCAAUACCGCUUCUGCUGUCGUUCUAAAUUGGUUUAUCAAUCUGGGAUCCACGGCUAUCAUGAUUGCCUACAUUCUUAUGAUGGUGGCAAACCUUCAGUUUCAUAAAGGCCUCAUGGCGCAGGGAAUCGAUGCCGCAAGUCUUCCUUUUAGAAGCAAGUUAACACCCUACUCCAACUACUUCGCUAUCUUCUGGGUCGGCAUUAUUCUCCUCACGAAUGGCUAUGGCAAGUCGAGACCCGACGACCUCUAG
This is a messenger RNA of Colletotrichum aenigma, 1272 nucleotides long. RefSeq names its product putative proline-specific permease put4 (gene put4-1). The coding region runs from base 1 to 1272 and encodes 423 amino acids. Lineage: Eukaryota; Fungi; Ascomycota; Sordariomycetes; Glomerellales; Glomerellaceae. Gene Ontology annotation, biological process: amino acid transmembrane transport. Gene Ontology annotation, cellular component: membrane. Gene Ontology annotation, molecular function: amino acid transmembrane transporter activity. The record is from RefSeq and is a predicted model, not a curated record. The transcript has 9 exons.